Miscanthus lutarioriparius is the source of this 402-nucleotide messenger RNA. NCBI's taxonomy places the organism in Eukaryota, Viridiplantae, Streptophyta, Magnoliopsida, Poales, Poaceae. The record is from the annotation of a GenBank genome assembly.
AUGAAGAUCUAUAAUGAAACUGUUUAUGACUCUGAUGCACCACCAAAGCCCAAGAGAGCAAAGAAAAAGAAAAGCACUACCACAACAACUGUCUCUACCCAGCAAUCACAGAUUGAAGGUGCUCAAGAAACAACUGUCUGUCCUGCUUUGACAAACAGCCCACCAAACAUUGCACCACCAGCUCUAACAAACAGCCCCGUAGCAAACACUAGGAGCCGCAAGAGGGCAUUGGAGCUAGGUGGUGAAACUUCCUCCCCAAUAGUAGAAGUGCAGCAUCAAAAGAAGAAGAAGAAAAAGGUGGUGACCACCAAGGCUACUGGAGAAGAAAUGCAGGCUAGGGAAAAGGAGGCAAGCAAGGCCGGCAAGAGGAUCAUCAAGAAGAAGCUCAUCCUGGACCUAUGA